AUGGACCACUCGAUGCACAUUGGCAUGGAUCAUGGUGAUAUGGGCCAUGGCGAUGUGGGUAUGGGUGGGAAAUGCAACAUGAAUAUGCUGUUCAACUGGUCCUCUGAGAAUUUGUGCAUUAUCUUCCGCAGCUGGCACAUCACCGGUCCCUUCUCCUUCCUCUUGUCCCUCAUCGCUAUCGUUAUCCUUACUGCGGGCUACGAGGGACUACGAGCAACGACUCGAAAAUAUGAGGCCGCCCAUGCACAGCGGCUUAGUGCGUUCCUAGGCACUACUGCCACUACUGGGGACGCUGAGAUCGCCGACCCUAUCAUUUCCAGCACCCUGGCGGAUGCAAUCCACAACACUCAUCACCAAAGCUCACCGCUGCUUGUAGGAAGCGAGAACAGAGCGGCAUUGGCGCGCAAGGGUAAGCUUACUAUGGCGGCUUUCUAUGCCCUCCAGGUGUCCUAUAGCUUCUUCAUAAUGUUGCUCUUCAUGACGUAUAACGGGCCGGUCAUGAUUGCGGUUGCAGUGGGCGCGUUCGUUGGAUACUUGGCCUUCUCCGAAGGAACAUCAGCCACAAAGAUAAUCGCCUGUCAUUAA
Penicillium digitatum Pd1 is the source of this 585-nucleotide messenger RNA. Its product is annotated as low-affinity Cu transporter. Gene Ontology annotation, cellular component: plasma membrane. Gene Ontology annotation, biological process: copper ion transmembrane transport. The record is from RefSeq and is a predicted model, not a curated record. NCBI's taxonomy places the organism in Eukaryota, Fungi, Ascomycota, Eurotiomycetes, Eurotiales, Aspergillaceae. Gene Ontology annotation, molecular function: copper ion transmembrane transporter activity.